AUGAAUCAUAAAAGAUAUGAUGAAGCAGUUCAAAAUUUAAAUCAUGAAAAAUAUUUAUUAAAUCAAUUAAAAAGAAGAUCAAUAAAUUUAUUUGAAAAUAAUACAGAAACUGAAUAUUUUAUAUCUAAUAAUCACAAUAAUAACAACAAUACGUUACAUUUACCACAAGAUAACGAAAUUUAUUAUGAUUGUAGUGAAGAAGAUAUUAAUAUAAAUCAAGUUGAAGCAUUAUUAGAAAGAAAAUUAUCAAAAAAAUCAAGAAAAUCAUGUUUAUCAAUAACAGAUUCUGAUUUAAGUCAUAAUAAUAAUAAAGAAAAUAACGAAAAUAAUGAUAUAAACAAUUUGAAUAUUUCAUCACCUUCCAUAUCUCCAGAAAAAGAUUCUAUAAAAUCUUCAUUAUCAUCAACAUCUUCAAAUUCACAUUCACCACUGAAAACCUCAUCGAAUAGAAAUUCAUGGUAUAAUAAUAAUAACAAUAAAAGAUUAUCAACUGUAUCUUUAAAAGAAUUAUCAACUGAACUAAAAAGAAUUUCAAAAAAUGAAUCAGAUCCUACUUUUUUAUCAACUUCUGGAUAUACCAAUAUAGAACAACAAGCAUAUAAAGAAUUAAAUAAUAAUGGUGGCGCAUUUAUAGAAAAUAGUAAUAAUGAUCAUAUUCCAUUUCCUUCAACAAAUGAAAAUUAUAAAAGUAAUAUAGAACCACAAGAUUCACCUUAUACAAAUGAAUUUCAAUUACGUCGUAGUAAAAAUACUUUUAAAUCAAGGAAACCUUCUGUAACUUCAUCAUCAUCAUCAACUCCAAAUGAAAGUAACAAGUUACCUAUGCAAUUACACCCCGCGAAUAACAAUAAGUUACCACCAACAACUCUUUCGAAAAAACCAGAGGUGACAUUACCUACUAUACCAAAUACAAGUUCCAAACAAAAUCGUGAUCCAAACUCUGCCCAAUUCCAUUAUGAUCAAAGACAUUAUAAGAACAACGAGCAGAUGCCGCGUCAACAAUAUCAACAUAUUCAGCACAACCAACAGCAUCUACAACAACAGCAACAGCAACAGCAACAUCGACCUCUGCAACAACACCCUCAAGUGUAUCCUAGUCAGAGACAAGUAAAAUUACAACAGCAUCUACAAAAUCAUCAUUAUUCGCAACAACAGCAACAAAAUAACAUUAAACAAAGACAUUCACCAAAACAACAACAUUCUCAGGCAUUACCAACUAGACAACAUUCAAACCUGCAAUAUCCCCAAAUAUAUCCUCAACAACAAAAGUAUCCACUGCAUAGGCAUCAAGUUCCAUAUCAACAACAGCAUGUACCAUCAAAUAAACAUCAUCAUAGGCCAGAACAACCUUCCAAUGAAUUCAUACAUCAACAACAACAGCAACAACAUCAAAAAGGACCAAUGCAUGUCAAACAAAGUCAAAAGAGAAUUCCAUCAGCAUCAAAUACAAACAUUAAUGAUUUUAUGAUCCAAACUCCAACAACAAAAUCAAAGCAUCGUCAUAGACAUCAAAAAGUAGAACCAGAACCGAUUCAAAAAACCUACCCUCAACAAAGAUCGCAACCACAACAAUAUAUUCGUCAACAAACUCCUCAACAUUAUAAUUAUAACAAUGGGAUACCCCACAGAUCACAACAAUUGCAUCAAAACUUGGAUUUAUUAAGAUCAGAAAUUAAUGAAUUUAAAGAAAGUUUAAGUAGAUCAACUGAUGAUAGACCUGUGAUGACAAAUGAUCAACAUCAUCAAAAAUCUUUGCAUUUAGAUCAAACAAAAGAACCACUGCCACCUAAAAAUCUUUCAAAUUCAGAUAUUAGUUUUGAUGUAAGUUAUCAAGAUUUAUCAACUGAUGAUCCUUUGGGUAUGGAGAAAGAAAUUUCAAGAAGUUCUACUUCACCACCAAUUUUCAAUAAUCAAGAUUCUGAAAAAGUUAAUAAUGAGGAAAAUAUAACUAAUAAUAAGCAAUCAACUCCUGAAACUUCGCCUAAAAAAGAAUUUAGAAUUGGUGUUCCUCUUCAUCAAUCACCAUCACCUGAAAAAGAGAAAAUAUCACCAAUUGAAGAUAGUGAAGAUGCAUUUGUUUUACAUUCUACUCCUCAAGUAUCACCAGUUAAAGCUAAAAUCAAAUCACCUUCCCCACCACACAUCGUUUCACCAGAAAAGAAAGAAAUUCUAGAGGAACCUGAGAUAAAACAAUCAACACCUGAAGCAAUUGCAAAUCCAUUAGAUGAAGUUGAUGAUAUUUUUGCCAAUAUUCCAACAGUUGAUAAUGACUUUUUAGAUCUCAACGAUGAUGAAGAUGAAGAUGAAAAUCAUUACACAGAAAAAGUACAAAUUAUAAGAGAAAAUGAUUUAGAAAUUUCUCCAAAAUUCCAAGCAUCACCUAAAUAUGAAAAUAUUGAAUUAUCUGAUGAUGAUGAUCAAUUUGAAAAAUCAAAUUCAUCAAGAAGAUUAUUAUUUUUACAACAACAAAAUGAAUCAACUAAUUCAUCUAUAAAAACAACUUCAAAAGCAACUAAAGUUAAUACUAAAUUAUUUAACAAGGGAAGUGUUCAAAUAAUUGAUUCAAAUAAUUAUGAAGAAAAAAUGGGAUUAAAAAAGCAUAAAAAACAAAAUAGUCAAGAAGAUAAAUCAUUAAAAAAGAAGAAAAGUUUUGGAAUUUUAUCAACAUCAUUAUCACCAUCAAUAUCAGAAAAUAUAGAUGAUAAAAAAAUUUUAAAAAAGAAAAAAAGUUGGAAUUGGUUAAGAGAAAGAUCAUCAAGUUUAUCAUCAAUGGAUUCAAAUUCAUCUUCAUUAAAUAAUCAAAUUCAACCAUCAAAUAAUCAAUCUAAACCAAUUAGAUCUUUUUCAAAUCCUGAAACUUCUUCAUCAAGUAAUAACGAAGAUUCAACGGGGUCAGAUAAAGAAAAUGCAUUUUCAAGAUUAUUUAAAAAGAAAUCAAAAAUUAAUUUAAAUCAUAAUGAUAAAUUAAGAAAUUCAACAGAUUCAGAAAAUAGUAAUUCUGGUGUUACACUUGUUGAAGAGAAAAUUCCAACUAUUAAGAAAAAAUCAAGUGGAUUGUUUAAGAAAAGAUCUAAAGCGAAAUUGAAUGAAACUGUAACUGAUAAUAAGCAUGAUCAAAAAACUGAACGAAAUAUUGAACAAAAAACUGAACCAGAAACUACUGAGAAGAAAGAAUUAUCAAGUAUCCCAAUGGAAGUAUCAACUAAAAUCCAUCUGGCUUCUAAAUUAAAUAAUCAUAUUGACUCAAACGAAUUGGAUAUUGAUAAUGACCUCUUAGACAAUGAUGAAAUAUUAGAUAAAAAUGUGGAUCUUGAAGAGAAUACAAUUCCAACGCCAAUUGAAAAAGAUGUUGAACCAACAAUUGAUAGUUUAGAGAAAGAAGAAAUAACAAAUGAUCAAGUAUCUAUCAAUGAAGUAAAACUAGAUCUGUUAAAGAAAAAUAAAAAGAAUCGCCUCAAGAGAAAUAAACUCCAAAAAGAAUCAGAAAAUAAUGAACCUUCAAUUCAAAUCAAAUCAAGAACGUCAAAGGAAGAAGAAUUAAAUCAAAUUGAAUCAACAUCAAAACAAGAAGAAACAGAACCAUCCACAACAGAAGUAGAUUCAAAAAAUAAAUUAGAUAUUCAAGAAAAACUAAAAAAACAAAUAAAGAGAACUUCAAAAGCAAAUCAACCAAUAGAAUUUAGUGAUUCUGCUUUUGGGUUCCCAUUACCACCACCCUCACAAUCUACAAUUAUAAUGUUAGAUUAUAGGUUUCCGGUACAUGUGGAAAGAGCAAUUUAUAGAUUGUCUCAUUUAAAACUAGCAAACCCUAAGAGAUCAUUGAGGGAACAAGUAUUAUUAAGUAAUUUCAUGUACUCAUAUUUGAAUUUGAUUGAUCAUACUUUACACAUUGAACAAAUGGAAAAUAAAGAGGAAGAGGAGGAAGAUCAAGGGGAUAAGGAAAAUAAUAAUAGUGAUAAUGAUGAUGAUGAAAAACCUAUACAUAAUAGAGAAAAAUUAGAUAAUAAUGAUGAAAAUUUAGAAUUAGAAGAAGAAAUAAUUAUUCCAAAAACAAGUUUAGAAAUAAAUGAAAAUGAUGAUAUUGAAGAUAAUAAUGAAGAUAUUCAAGAAUUUGAACAAUUUGUUGAAGAAGAAGAUAUAGAUUAUUAUGAUAAUGAUGAUAAUGAAAUUGAAGAUGAUUAUGAAGAUGAUGAAGAAGAUGAUUAUGAUGAUGAUGAUGAUUUGGAAGUUGAUAAUCAUAAGAAAUUAAAGAAUAGUGUUAUUGUAAUUGGUGGAAAUUUAAAUGACAAACCAGAAAGAAAUAAAAGAAGAAUUAAACGUAAUAGAGGUACUAAUAUUAAUGGUAGUAGUAAUACUGGAUUUUCUUCAAAAAAUAUAGUUAAUAGGAAUUAUAAUGAUUCAAGAAUUAUUGCAUAA
Messenger RNA from Lodderomyces pseudojiufengensis, 4416 nucleotides. RefSeq names its product Zds1p (gene ZDS1). Lineage: Eukaryota; Fungi; Ascomycota; Pichiomycetes; Serinales; Debaryomycetaceae. The record is from RefSeq and is a predicted model, not a curated record. Bases 1 to 4416 code for a protein of 1471 amino acids. Gene Ontology annotation, cellular component: cytoplasm; cell septum. Gene Ontology annotation, biological process: positive regulation of G2/M transition of mitotic cell cycle; establishment of cell polarity. The transcript has a single exon.